Molecule: messenger RNA, 2337 nt
Organism: Linum trigynum
Lineage: Eukaryota; Viridiplantae; Streptophyta; Magnoliopsida; Malpighiales; Linaceae
Source: the annotation of a GenBank genome assembly
AUCCCUAUAGCUACUAGCUUGAUCUAACAAACCCAGUUACAACAGCGUAUGUAUGUCUCCCUCAACCACCCUAUAUAGCUAGUGCUAGCCUUUGCAAUGCCUUCAUAUAUCUCUAUCGUCUCUCUCUUUUUCUCGUCCACGGCAACUGCUUGAAAGCUAAUGAAGCUAUAGUACUGUCUAGCCAACUUAUCAGCCAGAUCGACAGUACGUCGUAGAACAUCCUCAACCAUCAAUCUGAUAAGUUGAUUCCUGGUUUCAUCGUCUCUCAGUUUCUGUUUUGGGGGCAUUCAUUCCAUAUUUCCAUAAAUAGGCUGAUAAUAUCUCAUAUCUGGAGGUAGAAUGAGAAUGAGGCCGGAUAGAAGAAUGGAGAGGCUGGUGCUGCUGCCAUUCACCAUGGGAUGUGUCUCCGAGUCCAGCGUCGCCCUCGCUCACCACCACCACCACCACCCCAUAAGAAGAAGAUCAUCAUCGGCAUCCACUGCGGCUGCCCCAACGGCCACCGCUCGCUCCAAAAGCAGGAGGAGAGAAAUGGACGACGACGAGGAGAGCUUGUCCAGUACCGAUAGCAGCGACUCCAAGAGCAGUACGACUUCCUCCUCGACAUCUCCCUCUUCCAAGAUAUCCGCUCGCUUCCAUCGGAUUCUCAGGACUUUCAAGUCCACCUUCGUGUACAAAGAAGAAGAUGAGGAAGAAGAGGAGGAAAUGGAGAUCGGGGUGCCGACGGACGUGAAGCAUGUCACCCACAUUGGCUGGGACGACGACGUCGGAGCAGCAGCAGCAGCAGCAGUAACAUCGGCGACGAUCACCGCUACGACGACAACAACAACAACACGUGUCAAUAACCCAAUGGAUUUUGAACAACACGAUCAGAGCGGCAGCAGCGGCAGUUGGGGCAACAACGACAAUCUGAUCACCCACAGCCAUUACCAACCUCGUCAUCGCCGUGAUCUUCAGCAGCUGAUGUGUCACCAUCAUCGUCGUCCUUCUUCUUAUGAGGGUGAUAUCGCCAUUGGCGCCCUAGCUGCAGUUGAUCCAGUACUCCCCCGCCGGCCGCUUUCCGUCAUCUCUCCUUCCUCUGCCUGCACCUGAUUCAUCGUCGUCAUCAUGGAUCGCCAUUCCUCUGCCAUAUUAUCUCAGCAUUUCAUCAUCAUUACUUGAUAUAUAUAUACUCGUUAAGUUUUAGAAAGAAGAAUCAGUCAUAUAUGUCCUUACAAAUGUGUUAUCAUUGGGAUGUUUUGCAUUUUUCCAAACUUUAUAUAUGUACAACUUCACAUGUUCUUGUUGUCUAGAGCUCAUUCAAUUUCGUUUAUAGGGUCUAAAUAUUCAGUUCAGUUUAUAUGUUUUGUAAUCAGAUUAUUUAAUUAGUUCCCAUAUAUGCAACUUACACUACACUACAUAAGUCAAGAAUUCCGAUCGUCUAAGUAGAGUGAUUUCCCGACAGAGGCUUGUUUAUUGGAAUUUCUUUCAACAAGAUUUAUGACAUUAAUGUUAUGUUUUAAGUAUUAAAAGGGUGUCCAUCUCGUCUCGUGGCAUAAAAAUGCUCUCGUAUUGAUAGUUCGAAUUCUGGUUGACUAUUAUUCUUAUCCUAUUUUAUUUUGUAAAUUGCAUUAUGACUAUCUUCGUAUCUAUUGUUCUCAUUCGGAAUAUUUUUGACAAAAGAAAAACUUAUGCUACACUACUACAAGUUGUUCAUUGAGAAAGAAAAAAAAGUCAAAGUUCUGGCACAUGGCUAAGUUUUGGGAUUAUAAUUCAUUAUCUAGACUCCUAGAUUUCUAUGGAGGUUAAUUAGUCAUCAAAGUAUCGAACAUUGGCUCUGAAAUUCAACAACAAUCAAAUAAGAUCUUAGUCCGUCCAUAUAUAAAAUCGUAGAUUAUUUUAAUAAUUUGUGAACUUACAAAUCUAAAUCAUCUUAUAAUGUUCAAAAUUACUAUUCGAGAGUUUAGUAUUGCCCGUAAAAAAAAAAAUAACUACGCAACGAACAACAUCCAACGUUCCAACAAGGUGAACUAUUUUUACUCGAGAAUGUGAAGAAGAAAAAAAAACAAAGCCAGUGUGGAACAUUGGAAUGGGAAAACCACCAAUUGCUCAAACCGCAGCCUUCAAAUUUUUCUGAUUUGUUUAUGUUCGUUGAAUGUUGAACUAGUAACCCCUCACCCAAGGAAAGCAAACCGAAGCACACGUGGCGACAUCGUAACGGACCGAUAGAACAUUCUAAAUCGUACGAACUGAAAUUGUUAAACGCCCAUCGUUCUAGACUCUUACUUACGACGACUAAUUCAAUUCCACAACCCUAAUCCAAAUCCAAUUUCUCGUUGACGAUAAAAUGAAAUCAGUUUU